Molecule: messenger RNA, 1045 nt
Organism: Hymenoscyphus albidus
Lineage: Eukaryota; Fungi; Ascomycota; Leotiomycetes; Helotiales; Helotiaceae
Source: the annotation of a GenBank genome assembly
AUGAAAGAACAUCUCCUCCCAAACUUCUCAGUUUGCCUUGGUCUAACCUGCAAGCGACUCUACUCAACCCACUGGGACAUCCACCUCAAAGUCGAGAUCUGUCAAUACGCUGUCAAUUCAAGCCUCACGCUCAUUAGAGGCCGGGCCGGGUCGGGAUGGGCGAGUGAGACCCAAGAGUUCACCCUGACUCUGGGUUGGAUUGCCAGUUCUUGCUUGGUCAUAUUGCUCCGCCCUUGGUUUGAGGAACGUGGCUACGUUUGGGUCCAAAAAGGGCCGGCCAAGUUAUUUUACCGUACCAAAUGGGUGGAUGUCGACGCACUUCCUGGAAAGCUUGUCAAGUGACAUCUCGACGAAACGAAAGAUGGAGAAGAACCCAGAGGACGAGUCACAAAAUGGCUUAGGAAACGAUGGGCAAAACACAAGAAAUCACGAUACGACACCCAACGAGUCCUCCACCUUGCUUCGCAAACUCCCCAACGAGCUCCUUCUCCAAAUCAUCAAGGACUAUCUCAACCGCAACUACUCAGUCUGUCUAGGUCUAACCUGCAAAAGACUCUACGAAAUCCACUGGGUUCUCCACAAAAAGGUCACGAUAUACUAUCGAUACAUACUCGAGUGCGCACACAAUCCACCAAGUAACCCUGCGGUCUCGUACGACGUCCAUCUAGAUUCUGAUGGCGACAGUUCCUUGAUUGGGCUACUCCACCAUUGGUUCGAGGAACGUGGCUAUAUCUGGUCUUCCGAAGGAAAUGACUUUUAUGAGUACCGCAAAGGCUUUGGGGGAAUCUAUGGAACUUCUGGGAAAUUUGUCAAGCGACGCGUUGAAGGGGAGCAAGGUGAUGAAUAUGAAUCAGACGAGCCUGGAACACUACUAUACAGAAGACGAGCAAGUGCAAGAUGUAGAGCUUCGCAAAGAUGGUGUCUUAAUGCGAUAGUGUCUAUGGCAGAAGAUUUGCAGAAGAGUCUUCAAACAGCUAGGAGAUGCUCAACUGCAAUAGACUUAGUGCGGAGUUUACUAAAUAGGUUGGCAAGUCCUCAGGGGUAG